GGCAAUUAAAAAUUUUCUGUCUCUACAGGGUGUUACCAAGGUCUUUAGCACUGCCUAUCACUAUGUCCACAGCAGGGAGCACAUCCUGCAUGUUGUGAUUACUGGCAUCAGUUGGCUCUACAACAUGAUACCAGGCAUUACUGCCAUCACUACGUACUUCAUUGAGCCUUGCCCAGAGCAGGGUUCAGACUAUGUUUUACGCAAUAUGAUGGUCACAGGGCCCCUGGGUCUAACAGAAAUCCACAAAAAUCCCCCUACCAUCUUCAGGAAGACAUGUAUCUUCAGAGAUUUCGUCUUUAAGUGUACAGACAGUUCAGAAGUUGUUUUGGCCUCUGUCUGUGGAGAAAACCACAUUGUAAUUCCACUUCGUGAAAGAACAGGAGAGGCUUUGGGAGCUCUCGAUUUUAACAUUGGCAAGAGUAAGAUGUUGUUUUAUCGAGAAUUUAAAGAUCUACAGAAAAUGAUAAAGGUGACCCAAGCUGCCUGCUAUGAAAUACUGGAUGAAUUAUCUGGAGAAAUAAAGAAACAUCGUGUCUUAGAGAUUGAAAAUGCAGGAGAAGUCCAGCGGGCAGGAGUUCUCUUCUUCCGAAUCAUGCUGCAAGAGCUGCAGGAAAGCCUUCAGAGGCUAACCGCCAUGAACUUUGUAUCACUGUUGCUCUAUGAGAGCAGUCCUCUAGCACAGUCAAACUCUCUGCCAGACAGCGAGUCCCAAGACUGGGAAGCCAAUGCAAAACUAAUACGUGACAUCCUAACAGGGGUUAUCUUGUUCAUUCAUCCAGAGUUGGAAUUAUCAAGUGACUUAGAAAAUUGGGAUAAAUGUAAACUGUACCUUAACAGGCACUUAGUUGAGAAUAUCUGUGCCUUUGAUCCAACUGCUAAGAAUGUGGAAGUUAAUUUAAAGCUCAUUGGUGAAUGUAUCAGAGGUCAUUCCCGAAUGGAAGUAUGGAAAUUUGGUAAUAUUGUCAUGGAGUACCUAUACCACUGGUCACACAUCUGUGUAGCUCUCACAGAACUAAACAAAAAACGAAACAGUGCUAUUACACCCCCAUUGCCCUCCAAGACUGACUCCUGUGUGUAUGCAAAAAUGCCAGGUGGAAGCUUGCUAGGUAAUGAAGUAAAGAAGAGACCAAAGACUUAGGGGAAAAUGGCAGUUUUUACAUCAAAAGAGUACCAAAUAAUAAAGAUUUUAAGAAACA
Miniopterus natalensis is the source of this 1196-nucleotide messenger RNA. The record is from RefSeq and is a predicted model, not a curated record. NCBI's taxonomy places the organism in Eukaryota, Metazoa, Chordata, Mammalia, Chiroptera, Miniopteridae.